Onthophagus taurus is the source of this 700-nucleotide messenger RNA. Lineage: Eukaryota; Metazoa; Arthropoda; Insecta; Coleoptera; Scarabaeidae. The record is from RefSeq and is a predicted model, not a curated record.
AUAUAAGCGUAUACAAUACGGCAUCCACUCAAACUUAGUGAAGUGUUCUACAAGUUAAACCAACAGUGACAUCUAGGAGAAACGCUUAUAAACCAUGGAAAGCAAAUUGGCAAAAUCCUGUUGUUGCGGCACAAACUGCAAAUGCGAAAACUGUUCCUGUAAUUGCGGUUCGUCCCCCGAUGCGUGUACCUGCGAAAACUGCUGUUGCAAAAAAUCGAAAUGUUGUUGCGGCGAUAAAUGCACAUGCAAAAAUUGCACGUGUUCGUGCGGAUCAGAUUCCGGAAAGUGUUCCUGUUCCGACUGUUGCUGUAAAAAAGAAUCGCGUAAAUGUUGUUGCGGCGAUAGCUGCAAUUGCCAAGACUGUUCCUGCAGCUGCGAAUCAACUUCUUGUUCCUGCAAAAGCUGCGGUUGCAAAAAGGAAUCUUCGAAAUGUUGUUGCGGCGAUAAAUGCGGGUGCGAAGGAUGUUCUUGCAAAUGCGGCCCGAAUUGUUGUUGUACUGAAUGUUCUUGCAAAACGGGAACUAAGAAGAGUUGCGGAGGAGGAUCUUGCGGAACAACCUCAACUUCUUGUUGUAAAAAAUAAUUAGCUUUAAGGAAAAUAAAAAUACUUUAUUUAGAAAUGUUCAUUGAAAAAUAAAUAUUAUUUUAUGUUGUAAUACUUAAUACCAAUAAAGAUUAUAUUAUCAAGGUUUUAAAUGUG